Molecule: messenger RNA, 588 nt
Organism: Talaromyces rugulosus
Lineage: Eukaryota; Fungi; Ascomycota; Eurotiomycetes; Eurotiales; Trichocomaceae
Exons: 2
Coding region: 1-588 (195 amino acids)
Molecular function (GO): DNA binding; protein dimerization activity
Source: RefSeq, a predicted model, not a curated record
AUGCCGACCAAACCAAAAAGCCGUAAAGACCGAAACGCACAAGAAAGAAAGAGGGGGUUUGGGGUGAUUGGCAAAGCCCAUCAAUAUGCAAAGAUCUGUAACUCAGAAAUUGCCGUCUUUGAGCGAAGCAACGAAGGUAAGUGGCGAACCUAUAUCUCGAUGCGUCACCCAGAUUCGUCAUGGCCGAGGAUGGAACAAAUCCAGGCGCAAGAUCCACAGGCACUCCACCUACUUCCCGAGGAUUUAGAUGAUCGAGGAAAGAGGAAACGUAAGCAGCCUGAGCAGGACGAUGGUGAGGCCGCCUCCACAAAACGGCAUGUCUCCAGGCGGCCCACUGACAUGAGCCUCCAAGAGAGCACCAUUUCAGAGGACACACUCGAUGACCAGGAUUCAUUAAGCGAUAACACCAAAAAGAAUCCAACCACUGAUGGCUUUUUUUACACAUUACCGGAACCACCAUCAUUCCAACAAAUCAGUAACAUCGUGUAUGGCGAGGAGGAGAGGCAUAGGUUUUUCGCCUACGGGGAUGUGCAGGCAGAUCCAGAUAUACUUGACGUGGUCCAGUUCAUGGGCUCGUUAGUACGAUAA